This is a messenger RNA of Contarinia nasturtii (swede midge), 3567 nucleotides long. RefSeq lists its product as uncharacterized. The record is from RefSeq and is a predicted model, not a curated record. Lineage: Eukaryota; Metazoa; Arthropoda; Insecta; Diptera; Cecidomyiidae. Gene Ontology annotation, biological process: transposable element silencing; germ-line stem cell division. Bases 119 to 3277 code for a protein of 1052 amino acids. The transcript is spliced from 13 exons.
CUCAAAUCAAUUCCAAAUGGUAUCAAAGAACCCAUUCAAAAUAGAGAGAAAAAAAGUAUAAAAAAUUCUAAUCAAAGUGCUGAACGUGGUAAGCCCGGAAAGGUUUUGGUUUCAAACAAUGGCCGACAUGAAACAAAUCCAGGCUAAUCUAAAAGAAUAUAUAAGCACAUAUCAUGACGAAUACAUAGAAAAUAAAAAUUAUUUGCCAAACUUGGAUGAUGUGGUCAUUGUUGAAACAAACAAGCAUUAUUCGAUUCAACGCGUUAAAGAAGUGUGUGAUGAAAACAAAAUAAUUGUGACUAAAAUUGAGAAUGGACACACGUCGUGGUGUUCAAGCGAUAGGAUUCUUCAACUUAGGGAUGAAUCACUCGCUAACAAAUUUGUCAAGUCGAUUUUAAUGGGCUCCAUAUACGGCAUUUGUCCAGCGGAAUUUGAUGCAGAAACUUCAAGUUUUAAACCGAAUCGAAGCAUGGAAUGGUCGCCAAAAUCUAUCGAAAUUAUUAAAAAUUGCAUCAAAGCGAGUAAAUACGUAUACUUCAACGCGAAAUUUAAACGGAACGCAUGCUAUCAAGGAACAUUAACGUAUGAAAUGGAUAUGCUCAAUACUCUGAUUAACCUCAAAUACGGAAUAUAUUCACUUUAUGAUGAUGACGAUAUUGAGUACGAUACCAAUGAAUUGGAUGAAGCUAUACCAGAUGAUAGUAGUGAUAUCCAACCUAUCAUUGCCACACAUUUGAAACUGGAGCAUCUUGACAUUAAUCACAAUCUGAAUACGACGAAUCAGAUGAAUGGUAGUUUGUCAUCUGAUUCGCUGGAAAAAUCCCCGUCGCAAUCGUUUUGUUCUAGCGACAAAGAAAGCAGUCCUGAAGCUUCAACCAAAUCGAAUGAACAAUUGGACGAUGAACGCAAUUUACUUGUCGACUCCAUUCAAACCGAUUCCACCUUUAAUAUCAAUCAUAAAUUGUCACCUAUUCUGGAACGUAGCAUCGAGGAUGCCGGUGCGUCGGGUGCGUCUGGUCCUUCGAAUGAAUUUAAAAGGGAUAAUCAAUCGGUCUUGUCGGACACAUCAGUUAUCAGUGCCAUACCUUCGUAUUUAUAUGCAGAUAGUGCAACUGAAUCCGAACCCGAACAAUAUGAAUUCCAAUUCUCUGCAAAUAUCGAUAAGCAGCGAUCGAUCGAUGCAGCGAAUGAGUUACGUUUUAAAUUCAUGAAUUUUUUAUUGGAAAAUGCAACGUUGGCACCAGUACAGCAUUAUGUAGACAGCUAUGAGUUUUUAAAUUCACACGAUCGUUCGACGGUGUGCAAGGAAUACAGAGAUAUAUUGGAACAAUUGAACAAAGUAACGGUUCAAAGAAGCAUCUGGCCAUACAUUUUACAAGAUCGAACCACUAUUUUGAUUGGUAAUACAGACUAUUAUCCACAUUUACUGUAUCUACCAGCACUUAUUACAUUGAUCAAGCGGGACGAGCAUAUCAGGACCGAUGGACCGAAAAGUGUGAUUUUCGCUACGAACUGUAAAGAGGCGAAACAAAUCGCCCAGAUUUGUUCGCAUUUUCUUGAAGUAAAUUCAGUUUACACCGAUGCCACCGACCUCUUUCUCGAAUUCAACACAGAAAAAUAUAAAAGAUGCAAAGUAUACGUGUCACUAAUGUAUCGAAUCAAUCAAGCAUUCGACAAGUCCGACCAAAACAGCUAUGAUGUGAUUCCAAAAACAGCUCAACGCAUUGUUUUGAACAACAUUGAAUUGAUACCUUCAGAAAAUCGUCAAAAAAUGGUCGAAGCACUACUUUCACGCAAGAUAAAGAUGAUUGUCACGUCUCGGUACUAUAUUGAAGAGUUGAAGAAAUUAUUCGACAAAAUACCAAGUGCUGUUGUCUCAAUAGAGUCAAAUUUCGAUCUUUACUGCUUUUCUCCGAAAAAUAAACGAUCACGUACAACGGAAAUUAAAUUCUUUCCCAACCAACAAAUAAGAUCCGCAAAGCUCAAAACCAAACUCGUCGAUUUGGACAACAAGAAAGUGGUUGUGUUUUGCUCGAAAAAAUGGGACGCAAUAAAUCUGGCAAAUGUACACGGAUCUGAAAGAAAUAGAUCUACAAAAUUCUUUUGGUCGGAUGAAUAUUUGGAGAAAUAUCCAAAUGGGAAGUCAGUAAAAGAUGCCAAUUUCAUAAUUCACUAUGACUUACCGGACGAUUUUGAAACAUUUUCAAAACGCUAUGCGGUAAUGAGAGCAAAUCUCCACUUUCAGGCCCAGUCGACAGUGGAACUACAGUCAAUCAUCUUCACCAUGGGAACGCCAUCGGAAAACCAGAUGCUGAUGUAUUUGAUUGCACGCAAAUAUGAUUUGAUACUGGCACCACGAUGUGCUGAAAUAGUUGUAGAAAGUGUUCGAAAAGUAAAUGCCAUGGAUCCGUUGUGUAUGGAAAUUGCAAACUCAUUCAAAAACCAUGGCCAUUUGCUGGUAUGUCAAAAUCGACACUGCUUUGAAACCGUGUACAGACCAACUGAAACUGACUACUACAAUUUCAAAACCGUUCAAAUUGAAAUACUUCGAAUUUUGACGCCCGGCUGGUUUUCGGUACGCUUACUCAAAUCCAGAGAUCUAAAAUCGAACGACUGGCAAGAACACUUUGACACUAAACUAUUUGACGGGUUCAAUCGAGCUUUCAAUGAAUUUCAAACAAACAAUUUCACACCGAUUGAACAUGUUUUCGAGAUUAACAUCAAUGAUUUAUACGUUUUUCGAGAUGAUAACGACACAUUUUAUCGCUGUCGCAUUGUGACCGAAAACAUUGACAAGAAUCCAGAAUCGCGAUUGCGUGUUCGGCUUGUCGAUUUUGGAAAAUUUCGCACCGUAAAUUUCUCACAAAUUGGCCAUUUACUGAAUGAGAACCAUGCAACAUUUCCAUCAUACACAAUGAAUUUGUGUCUGUUGAAUUUGAUGCCAUGGAAUGAGCUAUGUUGGGAUGAAGAGGAAACGGCGUAUGUAUCGCAUAUACUUUUGGGCACAAAAGAAACGGACAUUUUCGGUCGAGGACGAAUCUAUGAAGCUAUCAUUCUGCUGGAAUUACAACCGGACUUGAUGUUUUCAUUGGAUCUAUUCAUUCCAACCGGUGGUAAUAUCACACAGCAUGGUAGUUUCGUAAGUUUUCUCGCUCAAAAGGGUAUUGCAUCGAAAAAUACGGCCAAUUUGAAAGAAUUCUUCCAACAUGCAAGCAAACAAAAUGUCAUCAGUACUGGCCAAUUUCGAGAAAUUGAAAAGUUUUUGAGCGAUAAGUAGGAUAAAUUUACAAUGAAAACUAUAUUUGUCUAAUGGCAUCCAAACACGGAAUGUUAGUUUUUUUUUUAAAUCAUAUAUGUGUAUUUGUAAUCGUACCACAAAAUCUCAUCUAUUAGACGAAUGGAGACGAAAAAAAAAUCAUUGAUUACAAUUCAAGCAUUCUUAGUAGUUACUAAAGAAAGAAACCUUAUAAUAACAAAGCAUGCAAUGUAACGAAAGAAAAAAGAACCGAAACAAUCGAAACUAUUCAAUGCAAAACAUCAUGAAUAAGAUGGUGGAAAUUGUGGAAA